Molecule: messenger RNA, 2007 nt
Organism: Parus major (Great Tit)
Lineage: Eukaryota; Metazoa; Chordata; Aves; Passeriformes; Paridae
Product: inositol 1,4,5-trisphosphate receptor-interacting protein-like 1
Exons: 1
Coding region: 349-1926 (525 amino acids)
Cellular component (GO): membrane
Source: RefSeq, a predicted model, not a curated record
AUUGAUGUGACUGUGGAGUCAGACGACGGCAGCAGUGGAAAUGACAGAGAAGGCAGUCCUGUGGCUUCCAGUGAGGGAGAUGACGAUGAUGCCAUUGAAGGCAAUGAUGAGGUGAAGGGGAAGGAAGACAGUGAUGUUAAGAGUGACAAUGGCCGUGACUUAAAGAAAGAUGUGGAAUGGAGUGAUGAGAAUGUGCCAGGAGACAAAACUGCAGAAGGAAAUGAAGAAGAACCUGGCAAUGUUGCUGGAAAUACAGAAGGCCUAGAUGAAGGAAAUGAAGGAGCAAACAAGGAUGCUGGAAAGGAAGAAGAAGGAGAUGGAAAUGAAGAAAAAAACAAUGGUGGAAAUAUGAAGGCAGGCAAGAGAGAUGUAAAUGAAGGUGAAGAUAAUGUAGAUGGAAAGGAAGAAUACACGGAUGUGCAAGUGCAGGAAAGCAAUGAUGCCAGUGAACAGAGAAGCAGUGAUUGGACUGGGCAGGAAGAUAGCAAUGGAAUUGAUUGUGGGAAGGAAGUUGACAAUAGUGGUUUUCCUGCAACUGAGGAAGAAAAUAAGGAAAUUGAAAAAGAAGAUGACGAUGAUCGAAGCAAGGAUGAAGAACAGGGUGGUAUAAAUGUGGAGGCAAACAAGAACAAGGAUAGAAGAGAAGACGAACAAGGUAAUGUGGCUGCCAGUGAAAAAGAAGGCAGUGAUAGUGGCAAGGAAGAAAGCGUCAGGGGUGGAAUUGAAGACAGAGAAGACGGCCGAGAUGCUGGGAAUAAGCAAGGCAUCCUUUUAGUAGAUCACAUAAAGUGGCCGGUGGAGGACCUGGAGAGAGGUUGCUCAGUGACAGCUGAGCUGAUGGAAAGCUUCACGCGUGUCUUUGUGGACCGCGUGAGCAAUACUUUCUACCCGGUGCCUCAAGAAGCCAUUGGGGUGGGCAGUGCCUUUGAGGGUUGGAGUCCCCGUGAGUGGGAUGGGGUGUACCGGGUUCUGAUCCCGCUGAAUCCCCCGCCAGGGCAUGCCUUCCACCCAGAGCUUAACAGCGCAGGGCAGGUGGCAGCAAGGACCUUCAGUGUCCGUGUGGAGCUGGUGUGCACAUGCAAGAGGGAGCAGCUGGGCAAGCAGCUGUUGUGCUUCGUGCACCACUCGCAGGAGGAGCUGCGGCGGAAGCGGAAACACAGCCUCCUAGAGACACUCUGCACCGGUUCCUACCUGGAUGUGGAGAAAACCUCCCGCUGGUUCCACCAGUUGGUGAGAUCCUCGUGGCUGCAUGUGCCUCAGUCAUACUCCUGGCACUUGGUGUUUCAGCCCUGCAGACGGUCCUGCCAAUUCCGGCUGAGCAAAGGCAAGAAGAGCGUGAAGGUGGAGAUGCUCUUUGGGGUGCGCCAAGGGAACUCUGACAUUUUUGUGGUCAGCCAGCCCACAGAGGCACAGAAAGGCAGCUCCAGCAUCUCUGUGAGCAGCCAGCCUGCUGAGGCCAACUUCAUUGCAAGCACAUCGUGGCCUGAGACAUACGCUGUGGCAGAGGUGAAAUUCUUCCGUCACGUUGCCAGGCAGGUGCCAUGUGAGAAUUUGCACCUGAAAUGCCUGCAGGUCUUCACCUGCAUCCUUAGGAGCACAGGUUUUUCCAGCUCUACCUGGAAGACCGUGGUCAUGCACGUGCUGACCACUGUACCGCUGUCCCGGUGGAGCAGGAGGGAAUUUGCGCGGCGGCUGUGGGACAUCAUGGCAUACCUGCACCGCUGCCUGCAGUUGAAACGCUUGGAGCACUUUGUGCUUGGCAACAAGAGGCUUCCUGCAGAGCUCAGCUUGCCACCAGCACUGCAAGGGGUUGAGCCACUCAACCUCUUUGAGCUCCUGGCCCGAGAUCCAGCUGCUCACAGAGAGGCGAUGCAAGCUUAUGGUCAGCUGCGAUUUCGCCUCUGGAUGCUGCUCUCCAGCCACUGAGAGCAGUUCAUUGCACAGAGCUGUGCUGGGGGGGCUCACACCCGAUGACAGCCACGUGAACACUGCACAGUUGUUGCAUUU